This is a messenger RNA of Penicillium brevicompactum, 462 nucleotides long. RefSeq lists its product as uncharacterized. The transcript has 3 exons. NCBI's taxonomy places the organism in Eukaryota, Fungi, Ascomycota, Eurotiomycetes, Eurotiales, Aspergillaceae. The record is from RefSeq and is a predicted model, not a curated record. The coding region runs from base 1 to 462 and encodes 153 amino acids.
AUGGCUUUGAAUGUUAUGGUGGCUCAGGAUGAGAGGUUCGGUGAAUCCGACAAGGGAAUUGCAGAAGUACUUGGGUAUUUGGCUAAUUUGGUCAAAGCUUUCGUGUACCAUCAUCGCAAGAAUGCAAAGAAAGAAAAUUGUCCAUUGUACGGCAUUGCAACGGACUCUACAACUUUCCACUUUGUCAGACUGGAUAAUGACUCCACGUAUGUCACCACAACGCUAGAUUCUCGAGUGGACCUAGAAAAGACAUUCGGUUUAUUGGUCCAUGUCCUGAAAGAAGCAUCAGCCGUUUCAUCGACACAACCGACAGCGUCAUUUACGCAACCUGAUCAAGGUGAAGGAUCUACCGAGCCUCUCGUUCCCACUGAGUCUUCCUUGAGACGAAAGGUUGACAAGAGAAUGCAAUACGAAAGGCUCAAAUACGAAACGUCUGAGGAUGAGUACUCCGAAGAUGGAUAG